ACCAGUGCGUUGCUGAUUCUACACCGGUCAGCAGUGUGCUGAUGUUUUUGCGAGAAAAACUCCAUAAAAUGUGACUUUUGGAAAAUUGUUGUAUCUUGAUAUUUGCUUAUUGAAGUCAUGGGUCGACACAAGAAAGUGAAUUCAGAGACUAAAUCACCAAAAUGUGCAUCUACGAGAAGGAUGCCUGCGACAUCUGGGAGUGGAAAUACAAAAGAAACCAGUAAAAGUAAGAAGAAAAGUACUGCUGGAGAAAGAAAAGGCAAUGCCAAUGGGACUGGUGCUUCAGAGACAUCAACUGGGCGCGGAGGCGUGAAGCCUAAAGCUGAGUCGGCACCACCCGAGGAUCAAGGCCAAGCAACAACACUAGCAACUUCCACUCGAGUCAUAACAACUCCAUCAAGAUAUAGUUUUCCUUUCUUACGUUCAACUGUCAAGAAACCGGCAAAAAUUCAAAGUUCACCGCCUGGACCAUCUCAAGAUAAAAGUAAAGAGAAGGAUAAAGAGAAACAGGGCAAAGCAGAACAACCCAAGGCUGAAAGAAAGAGAUGGGAAGCUUGGAGCAACCAAGACAAAAACCUUUUCUUUGAAGCAGUUGCUGAGCAUGGUAAAGAUUUUGAAUCUAUUCAAAGAUAUAUUGGGCAGAGGCAUAAAAAGCUUGGAUAUCCACCGAAUCAAAACAAAAAUAAAGAUCAGGUUCGUCACUUGUAUUAUCGUACCUGUCAUAAACUCCUGAAGUAUGUCAAGCCAUUGCCUGAUCAACCGAGAGUGAAUAGUGAAUUGUAUGCUUUGGUGAACUAUGGAGAGCUGCGUAAGAAACUCAAGGGUGGCCUCACUGCAAAAUGGGGUCAGAAACUAAAUGAGUUAGUUUCUCAGGGGUCAACAUCAAUUCGUUUCAAAGGGAGAAACCUCAAGUUGAAAACUCCUGUUUGCAAGGCUCUUAAGAAACUUAAGGGUGUAGAUAAGAAUGAAGAGAAACCAACAAAGUUACCAGCCAGGGUAUUGCUGGAGUUGCAGCCACGUAGCAAUGCAGCUUGGGCAGAGGUUCAAGGAGUGGCACACAACCCAAGGUUGAGAUUGGUGGUACCACUCCAGAAGGACAUGGGGAAUCUGCUGAGAUUCCUGUCAGAGAAAUGGACUCCUCAUAGACUCAGACUUCUUCAUUCAUUGAAACCAGAGGACAAGAGUAACUUUAACCAAGUCAAGAUACAUCUACCAAAGGGUUCUACUGUCAUCCCUUACAAGAAGCUACACGGUCGCUUCAUCCACGCCAACAGCAAGACACCGUUCACCCUGGUAGCUACCGAUCAAUCACCAUCAAAGAAUGAAUCAGGGGAGGUUGAUUUAAGAGGAGAGGAUUCCAAGGAAGAUAUCACAGACAGAAUACUUCAUCCUGAGUUCGAUAACGAUAUCAAGAUGGAGGUUGAUCUCCUGGACAACCACCAUCCUUCGGAACCCUUGAUGCAGGAGACAAUGCCAUCUAUGUUCAGCGAUGGUAACUCCAUAGGGGAUCUCCUGUCUAACAUGGCUAAUGGAUCGUUGGAGCAGACCAAUGGGAACCUUUCAUUCAGCAACCUAUCGUUGUCGUUGUCGACCAAUCAGAACUCUCUGUCACUAGCACCUCCAGCAAGCAAUAUCCUGAUGCAGCAUGAUGCCAUGGAAACGAACAAUCCUGCAUCCUCGUCACUGGUUGGACCAGCCGGGGAUGGGGGUGUAAGUAAUGGAGUAGAACAAGACUCAUCAGAUGAUUGUAUCAAGAUGGAUGUUAUUGAAUUGGAGGAAGAGAAAAAGGAGAUGGAUGAAUUGCUCAAGGAAGGACUAACUGCUGCUACUGCUGUUGGUAUGACUGCUACAGACAUCUAUCUCAUGAUGGGGCAGCCAGAAAUGUUGAAGUUUGAGUAUGACUUUGUAAAGAAGGAGCAUCCUGUUCAUGAUGUUUCUUCUAAUCAUAUGAUGAAGAAACUUGUUCAUCUUGCCAAAACUUCUUACGUGGAAGUAUCCAAUCGCAAAGAGUAUGUGUCAGUCGGCGUUGUGACCUCGCCCAUCCGUACCAAUACACCACCCUCCAAAGCCAACCAAUCAUGCUCUACCAGGAGCCCCUCUACCAACAGCCGUAGCCCUCGUGGGGCAGGAUCAAAGGGUACCACUAGGGGUAACAACCCCACCACCAACACCAAGAACCAAACCAAGUCGAUCAUUGCCAGUAAGUCUGAUGCUAAUGAUAAGAAGGAAGGCGAUGAGGAUGGUGUACACUUUGCUGUUCCUAAAGCUGCUGCACCUGUUGCUGCUAGGAGGAACCAGGAACCAAGCCAUGCUCAAGAGGGACAAGAGGUUCUUAAUCAACUAGAACAGAUGAAGAGGCCACCAGCAAACUUUUUACUUCCUAGAAUGAAGAAGAGACAAAGAGGAGUGAAGCCCCUAGUAGUUCAGAGGACUAUCCUUCCAAGACCACUGCCCCAAGAAAGUCUGACGGAUAGCAUGGUUUCCAUGGCGAUAAUUAAUUCAUCCCAAGCCAACAUGGGUCAGUUCAUGCCUAUCAAAGUGAACAUGUCAUCCCUAGGUACAGUGGUUUCAUCCAGAGCUUUACCAAGGCCCAUUAAACCCAACGUUGGUGGAGUCUCUACCAAUACCAUUGCGGGGGUCGGCAAGACCAUUACAAAGACCGUCCUAGCUCCGCCAUCAGGAGCAGCAAAGACAGUAGUGAGGCGGAUCAUCCCAGUCAACAUCACCAACUCACCAGAGAAUGCAGGAAACCUGAUCAAUUCACCAGUACCAUUCUCACCAGUUCAUUCUCCUAUGAUGCCAAGUAGUCCUGCACCAGAAUCACAGGUAAAUCAAGUGAGCACAUCUCAGCUAUCUACAUCUCCUUCACCAUCCGCUGCAUCCCCACAACCCCUGGGAUCAUCUACUCCUGCAAGAGGGUCACCACAUCUAGGAGUUGCUGACUCCUCCCUUCUCAACGCUACAGUCAUCAUCGACCAGGGACCAGCGACACCAGCUCAACCAAUCAACAACCAGGUACCAGGUACUCCGGUGCAGCCAAUCAUCAACCAGGAAUCAUCCGUACUCAACACUCCCAUCAUGGUUGAUAAGACACAUCAGUCGUUACCUGAUAUGGAUUCAACACUCCUUGGUGACUCAACCUUUGAUCAGACCUUGUCACCAGCAGUGACUGUGGCUGACUCAUCCUUGCUGAACAGUUCUAUGGCGUGUAGUGUGACAUCUGAAACACCGUCUGCAACCACCACGCAUCCGACCACCCCCCUUAUCUCACCGCCGGAGAUUUCAGCAUUGUUGGACAUCUCAUUGCCAGCAUCAGAGAGUGGAGACAACAUCUCAAUAUCAUUGGAUUCAUCAACAUUUAAGACAUUUGGACAGAACAUCUCAUCUAUCAGUCCCAACUCCACUUCCAAUGAGCUUCUGAACAGUAGCACCCUAUCAAGAGAUAUUGGUAACAUCAGUCCUACAUCAUCGCCAUUUAAGAUCAACUCAUUAGGUCCUGAAGCACAGUGGUUUAAUGGAGAGAGUUUAGACAUCUCUAUGUCCAGUCUUCUUGGUCAUUUGGAAUCACCGGAGAAGAAGGAGAAGAAUCAACCCUCAACAUCUACUUCUGUCUCGGUGGCUCCUCUGUCCCUUCCUCCUGGUCUACUGUCAGAAUCAUCAAGAGAUUCUAUCAUCACAAGAGAUGUUGACUCUACGCUACAGGUGAUGCUGAAUGAGAAUAGCAUAGACUAUGUAACUAAGUUUGCUGAACUAGCAGCCCACAUCUCAGCGACUCCAGACACACCUCACAAGACCAACAUCAUUGAAAAGACUCUAUCAGAGGAGAAUGCACCUACGGAGUCUGGUGCCCAUCAGCUACAGCUUUCAUCUUCUACAUAGAGUUCAAUCUUGAUGGAUGUCUGCCAAGAUCGGCAUUAGUGACGAGGCUUGUGCAGAGGACAGUUCACCUAAGGAGUCUGCUGCCCAUUAGCUACAGCUUUCAUCUUCUACAUAGAGUUCAAUCUUGAUGGAUGUCUGCCAAGAUUGGCAUCAUUGACGAGACUUGAUCAGAGGAGAGCACACUUACAAAAUCUUGUGGUCCUUGGCUACAGCUUUCAUCUUUUACAUAGAUUUCAAUCUUAAUGGAUGCCUCUCAAAAUCAACAUCAUUGACAAGACUCUAUCAGACAAGAAUACACCUGAGGAUCUGGUGAUCUUCAGCUGCAGCUUUUAACUUCUAAAUAGAGUUCCCCCUUGAUGGAUGGCUGUUGAGGUAAAUAACAUCGACAAGGAUUUAGCACAGGUUUGCUGACUAGAGGUCACCUAAAGAAUCUGGAGUUCUCUGGCUAACAGCUAUCAUAUUCUACAUAAAGUUGAACCUUGUUGGUUGUUUGUGCUGUUCCCUCAAGGUCGAUAUCACAACAUUGCUUUUGCGAAAUAGGAUAGCCACCAUCCCCCAAAGAAGUAUAGCUCCUGUUAGACCUUUCUAGUCUUUAGCUUCGGUUGUCACUUUGUAUGUCAUGUCCAGGUUGGUCAAGGGUUUUCUGCCAUCUCUGAUAAUCUUGGCAUGUCUUAGGGACCAAAAUAGCUGAAAAGGUUCCUUGUAGGAGCACACCAAGGUCACACAAACAACCAAACCUUCACAUAAACUUCUCAUCAGCUAUGUAGAUCCAAUCUUGAUGAAAUGUCUUCUUCAUUUCCUACAUUUAAGCACGCACCAUAACAUCCUUGUUUUGGAGGAAUGCAUAUGGACAGAACCUGAUUGACCUCACUGAAGUCUCUUUCUUGCUUUGUAGAUUCCAAGAAUGUUGGUGAAUUUCAAUGCCAAAACCAAGCUAGGCUAUACCAAUGCAGCUUGAGCUCUUUAUCUCCUGCAUAAUUAUAAUGAGUUGGUAAAUACUCAUUUUUUGGCAAUGUUGGCAAGAAUAAUUGCAGUUUACUCUAUGUCAGCCAGUGGUUGAUGAUAUACCAGAGAGAUAAGUCUUUUCAUUUAGAACUAAUGUUUGUCUUUCCUCACUUCCCUCUCUCCAUUACAUCAUCAACAAAUGGGAGUCUUAUUUUUGUACAGGAAAGAAGAUAUAUUUAAUGUCUGACAGUAUUAGCAACAUGUAUUAGAAAGUGGACAAUAGAGGUACCUGGGUCGUUCCAUCGGGUUGGGUCCAUUUUUGUGACAUACCAGAGCUAAAAACAUGUGUCUCAUUUAAUCUAGGAAAAUACCUUCCUAUGG
Messenger RNA from Lytechinus variegatus (green sea urchin), 5205 nucleotides. RefSeq names its product protein cramped-like. Lineage: Eukaryota; Metazoa; Echinodermata; Echinoidea; Temnopleuroida; Toxopneustidae. The record is from RefSeq and is a predicted model, not a curated record. Gene Ontology annotation, cellular component: nucleus. Gene Ontology annotation, molecular function: chromatin binding. Gene Ontology annotation, biological process: pattern specification process. Bases 118 to 3879 code for a protein of 1253 amino acids. The transcript has 19 exons.